Messenger RNA from Cladophialophora immunda, 3120 nucleotides. RefSeq lists its product as uncharacterized. Gene Ontology annotation, molecular function: chromatin binding; DNA replication origin binding; single-stranded DNA binding. Lineage: Eukaryota; Fungi; Ascomycota; Eurotiomycetes; Chaetothyriales; Herpotrichiellaceae. Gene Ontology annotation, biological process: DNA replication initiation; double-strand break repair via break-induced replication; mitotic DNA replication preinitiation complex assembly. The transcript has a single exon. Gene Ontology annotation, cellular component: DNA replication preinitiation complex. The record is from RefSeq and is a predicted model, not a curated record. The coding region runs from base 187 to 2715 and encodes 842 amino acids.
ACCACAACUUGCAAACCUCGAACAUGCGACACGGACUCAGAUCAACGACCACAAGUUGGGCAUUGCUUUACACGAUCUAGUCCCUAAACCGGUCUCCUCCAUCAUGUCCUUCUAAUUCCUCACCGUAAUGCCCUGCGAUACCACAGCCAAACAACCGCCAGUCUCGUUCGCAAUUCCAAUCCUGCCAUGUACCUCCCGCGUUCAUUGAUCUCGCACCUCUAUACAAAUCUCAUCCGCACCCAUCACCCACUCUCUCCUCCCGUCCUACUUCUGGUUGCUCUCGAACCUGACUCGCUAUGCGCGUGUCGCAUCCUCACCGCGCUUCUCAAGCGCGACUACAUCCCCCACAAAAUCCAGCCGGUCUCGGGCUACGCAGACCUGUCCAAGGCUGGCGAAGAACUGGUGCGGCCCAUGAAAACCACAGAAGGCGGUAGUGGUGGACUUGUCAUUUGCCUCGGUGUUGGGGGACUAGUUGACUUAGGAACUAUCCUAGGAUUAGAGGACGAAGAGUCGAACGAGACAAUGUGCGGAGUUGAGGUGUGGGUGCUGGACGCGAGAAGACCAUAUAACCUCGAUAAUGUCUUCGGCGGCCAACCGAUCGAAGCACCUAUAGAUGAUAUCGUCAACGAGACGAGGACGCGCGCUCGGGGGGUGGAGAAAGGAUGCAUUCAGAAAUCAUACAAGUCUGGCAAAGGGGGUAUAAUAGUCUUUGAUGACGGGGAUAUUUCAGGCGACUUAGAGACCGAGAGGAACGCCUACUGCGCGCUGGCAGAAAUGCCUCAAGUCGAUGGGGACGAAAGCGAUGGUGACGAUGAAGGCGAAGACGAAGACGAAGCUCAAGACAGCGCAUCAUCCAGAAAACGGAAGUCGUGGUCCGAUCGCGAUAAUGAAGACGAAGACAGCGAAGCAGAUGAAGAGAGACCACGUCAACGGCGAAGGAGCAACUCGGGAUCAUCUAUCGCGUCCGCCCGAAGCAAAAGCCCUUCGUCCUCCCAACCCGUGUCACCGGCGUCCAAAGCGCAGUCACCGAAACCACAAACAGCAGUACAGCUACGCAGGCGUUUACGAAAACUACGGGAAGAACACGAAUCGGUGCUCCGGCAAUACAACGGUCUAGGCACGUCUUACUCUGAGCCGGUGUCGACACUGGCUUAUUCUCUGGCAUCAGAUCUGGGACGCGAAGACAAUGACAUAUUGUGGCUUGCCAUCAUUGGCGUCACCUCGCUCGAGCUGUCUGGCCACACAUCUACCGGUCUUGGGACGUCUGUUUCAAGAACAAUGACUCUUCCGCAUGAGCAACAUAGAGGAUGGCGGACGACACGUUCUUCUCAAACCUAUGCUCUUCUCCGCGACGAGGUCAGACGUCUGAAUCCCCCGCCCGCCGACCAAUCGCCAGCAAUAUCUCCCAGUGCAGGCAGCACAAGUUCACCCAGCGACACCUCCAUCCGGCUGACACCGGAUCCCCGAUUUCUGCUCCUGAGGCAUUGGUCUCUGUACGACAGCAUGCUGCAUUCCCCUUAUCUUGCGUCUCGGUUACAUGUCUGGAACGAAUCCGGCAUCAAGAGACUCCACAAGCUUCUUGCGAAGAUGGGGAUGUCGUUGACUCAAUGCAGACAGACAUAUACGCACAUGGACAUGGACCUGAAGAAAACCCUCCGGGACCGUCUUCUGAAAUAUGCAGGCGUGUAUGGCCUGGACGGACUUGUCCCGUCCGGCUCAGGGCGAGCAGCCUACGAACAAGAAGGGUGGGGUUUCAUCCGCUCCUGGGGCUGGAAAGCCCAACUCUCGGCCGUCGACGUGGGCGUCAUUCUUGGAGCUAUACUCGAUGUCGGCACAAAUAACAUGCCACCUGCCUCGGCAAUGUCGUCCUCGUCGACAUCAUAUGCAGCUUCUUCACAACAAACAAGCACCUCCGAUGACAUCCCGGAGCGCUCAGAAACACUUCUGCCACGCUUCUUCGCCGCAUAUGACGCCCUGGCACCGAACCACCCGACCCAUCUCCUCGCGGCCAUUCCAGCAGCGCAGCAUCUCCUGCGAUCAAUUCUGCGUACAGGCUCUUCCUUGCUUAUGAAGCACCAGAUUCGCCAUUUACGUGCUUUUCGUAUGGGUGUUGUCAAAGAAGGGCCCGAUCUCGCCCUUUUUGCGAAUAGUCCCGGGGCCUUGGUCAAGCUGGCGUUGUGGGUCGGUGAGGCGCUCGCAGUGAAUGACAAGGACAAAAGCGGCACCGAACCACCAACACCAUUGGUCCUUGCAGCUUUGGACGAGGCGAGAGGGACGUACGUUGUUGUGGGCACGGGUGGAGGAAUUGGUGGUGGUGAAGAUAUGGAAAGCAGGAAAGAGAAGGAGGAACGAAGGAAGAAAAGAGAGGAAGAAAGGGAGAAGAAGAGAAAAAUCCGAGAGGAGAAACGGGCUGCCCAGAAGGCCCAGCGAGAAUUACUGGGAGAUGAUUCUGAUGCUGAGGAAGAAGAGACCGAGUCCGAAUCGGAACCCGAUUCGGAGUCGGACGACGACCAAGAAGACGAAGCCGAACAAGAAAGGAAACGCAAGAGAGGCUACGGGCACAAUCGGUUUGGGAUCGCCUUUCAAGAGGUUGUCGAGGAGACGAAUGCGCGGGUCAAGAUUGAUUCGUUUGAUCAUUGCAUUGUAGAGGUGAAGAAGGAGGAUCUCGCCGGCUUUCUGGAGGGUUUGAGUCUCAAGGCGGUUGUCGGCCGGUGAUUCGAUCUCUUUGAGGGCCAGAGUCGACUGGAGAUGUGGUGGGAGAUGGAUAUACGGCUGAAAGCGGUGGUGGCUGCCGUUGGCAGAGUAUAGGAAGGCAUGACAGUGUGCACUUUAUUGUUGGGCUUCGUUCUUUGAGGAUGUAUGUGAAGUUUUAUGGCUCAUGUUACGACCCUAGAGCCAGGAUGAAAGCUGAUGAUUUGGAGCCAGAGUGCUGGCAGGGGCUGUGAGACGGAAAACGUGAAGCCCAGAGAGGCUGCCUGCUGGAUGCUCGACGCAUGUUUAUUGGAUUUUUCUCGCUGCAUGGCGAUGGGGAUCGGAACAAGCAAAGGUACAUAUCAUACUCGGCGUGUGACGGAUACAAUCUGUUUUGUGUUGCGAAAGAACCAUCAUGACUUACUUCCC